UACUUUCACCCCCAUUGUGGUGAAUCUGGGGCUCUCUCAUACGUUCUGCCAGACUUGCAGGAGUUUAGAGGAGCGAACUAAGAGCGGUCGACCUUUUAAAAGAAAAAAACUUAUUUUACACGCAUGGAUCUAUUUUGUUCACUUCUGGGAUUUCGAGGAAGUGCAAUGGUUUGCGCUGCUGGGCAUUUUGGAGCGCCAACAGGCAGGCAAAGGCCACACGGACUCUACACCGCAAAGUUUUAAAAGUUGUUUCCUUUUCAAGUUGUUGUCUUCUACCCACCCGCUCACACACGGUGCUUGUCGGCGGCGUUGAAGAGCCGUGACCAUCAUGGCGAGGCGGACCAGGCAGAGCACUUUAGCUUUGACGCUGAAUCCGCGCGCUGCUUUCCGGGAUACUUUGCUCGGGCUUCACGGGAGCUUGUCGGCUUGUUUGUGGGGCUUCUUUUUAACGUGUUGGGUUCUUUCUUGUGGAUAUUGUCGAGCUGACACGGAGUUUUCCAUUCUGGAAGAAGCACAAGUUCUGUCCGAGCAGAUGAAAAAGCUGUCCUCUCAGGAGCUGGGAGUCUUUACUAUGCAGAGGAUUUUCAAUUCGUUUGUGUACACAGAGAAGACAUCAAAUGGAGAGACAGAAGUCCAGCAGCUGGCCAAGAAGAUUCGGGAGAAGUUUAACCGCUACCUGGAUGUGGUGAACAGGAACAAACAGGUGGUAGAAGCCUCAUACACUGCCCACCUGACCUCUCCACUCACUGCAAUACAGGACUGCUGCUCCAUUCCAACAUCUAUGAUGGAGUUUGAUGGAAAUUUUAACGCCAAUGUGUCCAAGACCAUCUGCUGCGACAGACUCUCACCCACUGUCAACAGCCGAGCUUUCAACCCUGGACGAGACCUCAACUCAGUGUUGGCAGACAACCUCAAGUCCAACCCAGGCAUUAAGUGGCAGUACUUCAGCUCAGAGGAGGGCAUCUUCACUCUCUUCCCAGCCCACAAAUUCCACUGUAAAGGCAGUUACGAGCAUCGCAGCAGGCCUGUGUAUGUGUCUGCAGUGCGUCCCCAGUCUAAACAUAUUGUUGUGAUGGUGGAUCACGGAGCAUCCGUGACAGAAAGUCAACUUCAAAUUGCCAGAGACUCAGCACUCGUUAUCCUUAAUGCAAUAGAUGAACAUGACAAGAUUUCCAUUCUGUCAGUGGCAGAGAUGGUUCGCUCCUGCUCCCUGGACCAGUGCUACAAGAGUUUGCUCUCUCCAGCCACCAGCGAGACAAAGAGGAAGAUGAGCACCUUCAUCUCCAACAUCAAGGCUUCUGAUGGUACCACACAGCAUGCAGCGGGCUUCCAAAGGGCUUUCCAGCUUCUUCGAAACACCAGCAGCCUCAGCAAGCAAAGCACCACCACAGACAUGGUUAUCAUCUACCUGUCCUCUGGCAUCACAUCUCGAGAGUCAUCAGAGCAGGAGAAGAAAGCAACGCUUAGUGUGGUCAGAGAAGAGAACAGAUACUUCAAUAACUCUGUCAUGAUCCUCACUUAUGCGCUCAUGAAUGAGGGAAUAACAGGUUUGAAGGAGCUGGCCUUCUUGCGGGACCUGGCGGAGCAGAAUUCGGUUAAGUAUGGUGUUGACCGUUUUCCUUUGGCUUCCUCGUUUGGGUCAGCUGGUGCUCCCAUGAUGCCUGUAGUGAAGGGCAGCAUGAUGGUGCUGAACCAGCUCAGUAACCUGGAGACAACCGUGGGCCGCUUCUAUAUCAACCUGCCCAACCGCAUGAUCGACCUCGCCCGCUUCAGUUUGCCCUACGCUGACCCCAUGGGAGACGGGUUUAUUAUGACUGUGAGUCGGCCGUGUUAUUUCGGUAACCUGCUCCUGGGUGUGGUUGGAGUGGACGUGAAUCUGGCCUACAUUUUGGAGGACGUCACGUACUAUCAAGACUCUUUGGCUUCAUACACCUUCCUCAUUGACAACAAAGGUUAUACCUUGAUGCACCCAUCACUAACACGGCCUUACCUGAUGACUGAGCCUCCUCUUCACACAGAUAUUAUUCACUAUGAGAAUAUUCCGCGAUUCCAUGUUGUACGACAAAACAUUCUCAAUCUCCCAUUGGGCAGUCAGGUUAUUGCUGUUCCAGUGAACUCAUCUUUGUCUUGGCACACUAACCGACUCCGAGACAGCAGCAAAGAUGCGUACAACGUCAGCUACGCCUGGAAGCUGGUUCAGGACACAUCGUUCAUUUUAUGCAUAGUGUAUGUGCAGCCAGAGAUUCCAGUAAAACAGCUGAAAAACCUGAACACUGCACCCAGCUCCAAGCUUCUGUACCAUCGUUUAGACCUGUUGGGUCAGCCCAGCUCCUGCCUCCACUUUAAACAGCUUGCAACCGUUGAGUCCCCCACAGUGAUGCUGGCAGCUGGUAGCUUCUCCUCUCCCUACGAGCACCUCAGUCAGCCAGAAACAAAGCGCAUGGUGGAGCACUACACAGCCUACCUGAGUGAUAACACCAGGCUCAUCGCCAACCCAGGCCUUAAGUCCUCUGUCAGGAACGAGGUUAUGGCGACCAGUCACGUCACGGAUGAGUGGAUGACACUAAUGGAAAUGAGUAGCCUCAACUGCUACAUUGUGCGGCGUUACAUAGCAACGCCCAGUGGGGUGCUCCGGAUUUACCCUGGAUCAUUGAUGGACAAAGCCUUUGACCCGACCCGUAGACAAUGGUACCAGCAUGCUGUCGCUAACCCUGGCCUCAUCACCUUCACUGGACCUUACUUGGAUGUGGGCGGGGCAGGCUAUGUUGUUACAAUCAGCCAUACCAUCCAUGCCUCCAGCUCUCAGAUGGCACCUGGCUAUGCGGUUGCAGUGAUGGGUAUAGACUUUACCCUUCGUUACUUCUAUAAGGUUCUGUUGGACCUGCUUCCUAUCUGCAACCAGGACAAGGGCAACAAGAUCAGAUGCUUUAUAAUGGAGGACAGAGGUUACCUGGUAGCACACCCGACUCUCAUUGACCCUAAAGGCCAUGCCCCUGCUGAGCAACAGCACAUCACACACAAGGAGCCACUGGUUGCCAAUGACAUUCUGAACCACCCCAACUUUGUAAAGAAGAACUUGUGCAACAGCUUCAGUGAUCGCACAGUGCAGCGCUUCUACAAGUUCAACACCAGCAUACUGGGCGACCUAACCAACCUCGUCCACGGCAGCCAUUGCUCGAAGUAUCGUCUGACCAGAAUACCCGGCACCAACGCCUUUGCCGGUAUCGUCAAUGAGACAUGUGACUCUCUGGCGUUCUGCGCCUGCAGCACCGUGGACCGCCUUUGUCUCAACUGCCACAGGAUGGAACAGAACGAGUGUGAAUGCCCGUGUGAGUGCCCUCUGGAGGUCAACGAGUGUACUGGCAACCUCACUACUGCUGAAAACAGAAAUCCAAGCUGUGAGGUACAUCAAGAGCCCAUCAGUUUGAAUGUGAUUGAGCCCAGUCUGCAGGACUCACUUCCUCAGUGUAUCAACACCCGCUGCAGUCAGAGAUACACCAGCAGUGAUUGUUUCGGCGUUUUGGACUGUGAGUGGUGCAUGGUGGACAGUGAUGGUAAGACCCAUCUGGACAAGCCGUACUGUGCCCUGCAGAAGGAGUGCUUCGGGGGCAUUGUUGGUGCAAAGAGUCCCUAUAUGGACAGCUUGGGCAUCCUCGACGAAGAGGUGGCAUCGCUGAACAUGAUCAAGAGUGCCCCUGUGGGUCCGGUUGCCGGGGGUAUUAUGGGAUGCAUCAUGGUGCUGGUACUGGCUGUGUAUGCUUACAGACACCAGAUCCACAGGCGCUCGCACCAGCACAUGUCACCAUUGGCGGCACAGGAAAUGUCAGUGAGAAUGUCUAACCUGGAUAACGACAGAGAUGAGAGGGAUGAUGACAGCCACGAGGACAGAGGCAUAAUAAGUAAUACUCGCUUUAUUGCUGCGGUGAUCGAGAGGCACACCCACACACCAGAACGGCGGCGAAGAUAUUGGGGAAGAUCAGGCACGGAGAGCGAUCACGGCUACAGCACCAUGAGUCCUCAAGAGGACAGCGAGAAUCCACCGGGCAACAACGACCCGCUUUCGGCAGGCGUGGAUGUCAGUAACCACGACGACGAUAUGGACCUGGACACUCCCCCGCAGACGGCAGCCUUACUCAGCCACAAAUACUACCCCUACCGACACACGCACACACACCACCACCCGUUGCACACGCACCACCUACAAGCGGCAGUGACCGUGCACAGCGUGGACGCAGAGUGCUGAUCCUUGCCAGGGAUGGAACUUUAAAAAUACAUAUAUAUAUAUACUGUAUGUGUACAAAAUAGGUGCUUAUUUCUACAGUGUGCACUGUCCAUCCCUCAGCAUCAUCAUUUUUUUUUUUUUUACUGACCUGAAGAUAAUAUUGACCAAGUGUACAUAACUUUACCCACACUGAAAAUGACUCAAUAUCAGCUAGUGAAAAGAGCAAAAUGUUAUUUUUAUGUUACUUUGAUUUUUGAAGGAUUUAAGACUUCUGGACUCGUUUUAGGAGCAACAUUGGAAACAGCUAUAGCACAUUUGGAGAUGUUCAUUGGCACAACUACGGGCUAAAACCUGUGAACAAGCUUCUUUCUCAUGUGGAAGGCCAACACGGACACACAGCCACCCCCGAGACUCCCGUCCUUAGCAGCCGCCAAGCUCGCUCUUGUCAUCGCGACUGGAGGAUUGUAUUUGCGACUUCAUCAUGCAUUUUUUUUUUCUUGUUGGUUGAAAACAUACGUCACGGAUCUGCAAGAAUACAAAAACACUAUCAACAGUAAAAUAAAAAAAAUAUUUUUCUACUAUUUAUUCAAGAUUGCUGGACAGACAGAACAGCUGCAGCCUGCCACGUGAUGUGUGUCCCCGCCCACCUCUGAUGACGCUGGAUAGUUCAGUAAACAUUGGGCCUUGAUCACCUCCUCUGUGACACCAGUUCAACUAUUUUUAUGUAUUCCUGCGAGACAUCCGCCAUAAGGAACACCCUGAUUCUGGACCUUUCUAUGUCUUUGCUGUCUGGGGGUACAGCUGAGACGUUGGUGGCCUUUGGGAUGCGGAAGUCAGAGCUGAACAUAUCCAGUUUUAGAUAUGGAUGGAUAUUGGGUGUGUCCUGGAUCCUCUAACAGGAGUUCUGCUCAGUGACUUCAUUGGUCUGAGUAGGAAAACACAGCAGAACUGCAGUGUUCCUUAGUAGAAUGUACAGUCUAAAGUUUAUUCAUGCUAAUGUUUAUUAAUGAAUGAGCGGGAGAGAUGCUGCUGCUGUACAGAGGGGACACCCAUCUGUCAGCUCCUCUGUGAUUAACCACUCAAAAGUGUGUGUGUGUGUGCAUGCGUGCGUGCGUGCGAGCUUGAAUGCAUUUGUGUAUUUUUCCUUAAGAUAGUAUUAUAGAGCAUAGUUUAAAUGAUGCAUUCUCAUUUUUUUUAACAACCGAUAACAACCCAUCUGCACUCAGUGGCGUCGAUUGCUUAUCCUGUCAUGAGUUUUAGGUACAAAAAAAAUGUCCUUAUGAUGUGUAAAUACAGAAUCGGGAGUCCUUUACACUCCAUUUUUAUCGUUGAGACGACCCGAUGAUGCUCUGAUGUUUGAGUGUGUUCAUGUUGUCUACUAUAUUUUCAAUGCCUUGGACAUUUUUUAGGCUCAUUUUUGUUUUGGUCCAUAUUGGAUGGAAGUCAGUACUUUUUAAAACGUACACACUUUUACACGAGACUUGCAGUUUUUAAAGUUUUAUUGUGUAUUGUCGAAGCGCGUCGCUCCCAGAGUGAAAUGUAGGUAUGGAAAGGAAACGGUACAUUUGUUUUUUGCAGAGGUAAUGGCGAAAGUAGAAGAGUUGUAGUCUCAUCACCCACUGUGAUCUUACCAGCAUCUACAAGCUAUGAAACAGCUUUGAGAAUUAAGUCAUAGAAUUACGAGAUUAAAGUAGUAAUUUUGCAAGAAAAAUAAAAGCCUAUAGUGUAGCUGUAUAAAUUCCAACCUUAUUUGAGAAAUACAGUAUAGUCGUCCCUCACUGUUGUGGUUUGUCAAGGUAUACUGUAUAUGCAUGCAAGAAUACUUAAUUCUGCCCUAAAUUAAGCAAUCAAGCAUAAAAAUGGCUAAAUUAACUAAAAUGCAAAUAUAAGGCAUUCAGAAGACGCAUUCAAAUAUGUAUUGUUGAUAUGUAGUAUUCUACACUGGUCACUAGGUGUCAGUAAUGUUACAUUGAUGAGACAAUAGCCACAGCAAGAAGUGCUCGGUGAUAAUGUGGCUCCCUACUAUAUUGGGUAAUCCGAGUGUAAGGGUGGUGUUUUAUUUCAUGUGGAGAGGACUCUUAAAAAUAUUCAAAACUAUGUAGGAGGUCAUAAACAGGUUUCCGAUGCUCUAACUUAGAAAAUAUUCCAUUUAUAAAGAAGCAAUCCUACUUAGCGGAAAUUGACUUAGAUGAGGGAUGACUUACUACUUUUUUCUUGUAAUUUUAGAAUUUUUUUCUGGCCGUCAUAGCCUUUCUUAAUGAACACUGAUACUCAUACUACCCAUUGGUUUUUUGGGCUUCAGUUUCCUGGUAGGGUUUUUUUGUUGUUGGUUUUUUUUUUUUUUUUUUUUA
Molecule: messenger RNA, 6573 nt
Organism: Dunckerocampus dactyliophorus (ringed pipefish)
Lineage: Eukaryota; Metazoa; Chordata; Actinopteri; Syngnathiformes; Syngnathidae
Gene: cachd1
Product: cache domain containing 1
Exons: 27
Coding region: 329-4243 (1304 amino acids)
Cellular component (GO): voltage-gated calcium channel complex
Molecular function (GO): voltage-gated calcium channel activity
Source: RefSeq, a predicted model, not a curated record